Messenger RNA from Purpureocillium lilacinum, 657 nucleotides. RefSeq lists its product as uncharacterized. NCBI's taxonomy places the organism in Eukaryota, Fungi, Ascomycota, Sordariomycetes, Hypocreales, Ophiocordycipitaceae. The record is from RefSeq and is a predicted model, not a curated record. Gene Ontology annotation, molecular function: S-adenosylmethionine-dependent methyltransferase activity.
AUGAUGAGCGACCAGGACAUCGAGCGCCUCGCGCAUCCCGAGUUUUGGGACGAGCGGUACGCCACCGCCGAGGACUCGGCGCCGACGCACGAGUGGUUCCGCACCUUUGCCGAGCUGCUGCCCUUUCUCCAGCCCAAGCUCUUCAAUGCGCGCCCACCGGCGACGAAUCCCAAGAUUCUCCACCUAGGUUCUGGAGACAGUACCCUGCCGCGGGACCUCGCAGAACGCGGGUACGCGGACCAGCUCUGCGUCGACUUCUCCAAGGUAGUCGUCGACCUCAUGUCCCAGCGACACGCCGACGUCCCCGGCAUCCGGUGGCAGCUCAUGGACGUCUGCAACAUGGACGACGUACCCGCGGGCUCCAUCGACGUGGCCUUCGACAAGGGCACCCUCGACGCCAUGAUCCACGGCAGCCCGUGGAGUCCCCCGCAGGACGUGGUCGAGCACACGGCAGCGUACAUCCAAGAGGUAUAUCGCGUGCUCAAGGAUGAUGGCGUCUUCUUGUACGUCACGUACCGUCCGCAACACUUCAUUAUGCCGCGGCUCAACUGCCCGGGCGUGGACUGGGACAUUGAAGUCGUGGUAUUGGGGGGCGAGGCCAGCUUACCCUACCAUGGCUUCGUUGUGAAGAAGAAGAAGCAACCCACGCUGGCGUAG